AUGACCACCACCACCACCACAGGGAAUGGUUUGAACUUGACAGCAGCGAGACAACAUGCCUCUCGAAUGUACUAUACCAAACCUAAAACCACUCAAAAAUAUUCCUUCUUUUGUACUCCAUUUACUCGAUUCGUUCAAUUAGGUCGAUCUACCAUGUUGUAUUUAUAUUUUAGUUUGAUGGUCGUUAUUUUCUUUGUGGUCUUGUCUGCAUUACAUGCUCCUUAUUUGUAUUUUUAUUAUCAGAAAUCCAAUCCAUCCUUUUUCUUUCAAGCAAGUAUGGCCAAUUUCAGUCUAGGUUCAAGUGGUGGUGUGAAUAUUGCAUUUGGUGCUAUUGAAAUUGCAAUUAGUAUAUUCUCAAUUGUCUAUUUGAGAUUUUUAUAUUGGUUUUCAAAGAGAAUGAAUGAUAAGGUAGCAAAGAGAACCAUUUCAGUAGCAGAUUAUUCUGUUCAUGUUCGUGAUUUACCAUCGACUGAAGCUGUUCAUGGUAAAAAGAGACUCUAUAAACACUUUUCAAAAUUUGGACCAAUUGAUAACAUUGCUCUUGCUCUUGAUAGUGGUAAUUUAAGUAAAUCCUUAAAGAGAAAGGAAGAAUUAAUUAAGGAUAUUGAAAAGUGUGAUAUUAUCAUUCAGAGAGGAGAAUGUUUUUCAAGUUUAAUUGAAAGAAUUAAGAGAUAUUAUUUCACACAAUUGUUAAAUUGGACCAGAAAAGAUAUUGCAAAAUCCAUGAGAAAGAAAGCCUAUCGAUGUACAGGUGAUGCUUUUAUAACCUUUGUCAAUGAAAAGGCAAGAUUUCAAUGUCUUCAUACAUUCAACAAACCACAAAUUCAGAAACUCUGUUCUAAAAAAGGAACUUAUUCAAAGAAGAGACAUAGAAUCCGAGUAGAACCAGCUCAUGAACCACAUGAUAUCAUUUGGGAAAAUUUGGAGUAUUCAGUAAUUUCUAAAUACAGUCGAAGAUCUGUAUCCUCUAUUUUUACAAUUCUAUUCUCUGCAGCAGUGGUUGCUGUGGCUGUGGUUUUAGAAGUUGUGAAAAAAGAUAAAUUUGCAGAUACAAGUAUUACUGAAUGGAUUAAGAACCCAUCGUUUCAAAAUUGGCAAAUAUUUGCGAGUAUUGGAAUGUCUGUUUUGGUUUUUAUUUUGGUUCAAGUAUUGACUUAUACUCUAUACUUAUUCUCCAAUUUUGAAAAACACAGAUUUAUUUUAAAUGCUAAACAAAGCUUAAUGAUGAAAGUAACCUUUGGUUCCUUCUUCACAACCAUUGCCUAUUUAUUUGUGUAUUUACAAUCACCUACUCCAGGAACUUAUUAUUCUGAAAUUACUGAUAAUAGUGUGAUUAUACCAAAAGGAGCAAUUUAUUUAGGAAGUACUUAUAUUCCUAUCAUUGUGGAGUCCUCUGCAUUUUACAGUUCCAUCUUCUUUGUCACUUGUACAAGUAUUGCUUCCAAUGUCAUCAAAGAUGCCUUACUCGUGGUGUAUCAUCAUUUCUUGAGAAAGUACAAGGUGGCAACUUCAGUGACUCAAAGUGAUUUGAUGAAAGCUGUUGAACCUCCAAGAUAUUCCUAUGAAUAUCGUUACUCAUAUCAACUCAAAAACAUGUUCAUUGGUCUUUUAUUUAGUGGUCUCUUUCCACUUUCUCUCAUGAUGAUCACCAUUGGACUUGUAUUGUGUUAUUUCAUUGACAAGUUCAAUGUUCUCAAAGUGUAUCGAGCUGAAGGAAAAGAAGUAGAUUUACUCUCUCCAACUGCCAUCAAUUUUUUAUCUUUUGGAAUGCUCAUGAGAUAUAUUUUAAUGUCCAUUACAAGAAUUUAUUUCACAAUAAGUUUGAAUUAUGAUCCAUCAACAACCAAUCAACCCGUAUUGAGUAUCAUUACACCCUAUCAUAUAUGUUUCUUUUCUGCCUUUUUAUUGUAUCUCAUAUUCUUAAUGAUUCAUUGGAUGACCACUGGAACCAAUUUCAUUCAAAAGUAUUUGUGUUGUCCACCAUUUAGAUAUCCUAAUUAUAUUACUAGAAAUGGAGAGAAACCAAUUCAUGACUAUCGAGAUGGUUUUGAUAAAUAUGUUGCACCUGUGGAUGUUCAAAAUGUCAAGUAUGUGUAUCAUGGUGAAGAAUUGGAGAGUGUGGAUUAUGAAAAGAAAAAACAGAAAGAUUCUACACAAAAGAUUGCAGCUGCAUUGUGA
Messenger RNA from Naegleria lovaniensis, 2178 nucleotides. RefSeq lists its product as uncharacterized. Gene Ontology annotation, cellular component: plasma membrane. Lineage: Eukaryota; Heterolobosea; Eutetramitea; Acrasida; Naegleriidae. The record is from RefSeq and is a predicted model, not a curated record. The coding region runs from base 1 to 2178 and encodes 725 amino acids. The transcript has 12 exons. Gene Ontology annotation, molecular function: calcium-activated cation channel activity; nucleic acid binding.